Molecule: messenger RNA, 1788 nt
Organism: Merops nubicus (carmine bee-eater)
Lineage: Eukaryota; Metazoa; Chordata; Aves; Coraciiformes; Meropidae
Gene: RTKN2
Product: rhotekin 2
Exons: 11
Coding region: 34-1788 (584 amino acids)
Biological process (GO): hemopoiesis; signal transduction; positive regulation of cell population proliferation
Source: RefSeq, a predicted model, not a curated record
GACAUCCAAGAGAAGAUUAACUUUGAAAUCCGCAUGCGAGAAGGCAUCUAUAAACUACUUGCAGUGAGCACACAAAAAGACCAACUCUUGCAGGCAGUUAAAAACCUGAUGGUUUGCAAUGCUCGCAUACUUGCAUACAGAACAGAGCUACAGAACCAAAAAGAGGAGCUGAUCUUGUGCAGAACCGAAGAACAGUCUUCAGAAAAUGGGACAAAAGACUGGGUGGCAUGCAGAGCAAAGGUUGCUAUAUCAGAUAUUCGAAUACCAUUAAUGUGGAAAGGCUCUGAUCACUUCAGCAAUAAAGAAAAAUCCCAGUGCUAUGCAGUUUUUUGUUUGCUCAGAAUGGGAGCUGAGGUUUUUGAUACGGAGGUGGCUAUUGUGGAUAAAGCAAUAACAGAUAUCUGCUUUGAAAAUGUAACCAUAUUUGAGGACGCAAGACCAGAUUUCCAGGUGAAGGUUGAAGUGUAUAGUUGCUGUACAGAGGAGUCUUUAUGUGUAACAAACACUCCUAAGAAACUAGCAAAGAAGCUUAAAACAUCCCUGAGCAAAGCUACAGUCAAGAAACUCAAAGCUGUGCUGGAAGAAGACAGCACUGAAUCCCUUUUGCCUGUUGACCUGCCCAUCCAUGGAGCAAGGUACAGUUUGCUAGCAUAUACCACUUUGGGACUAGAGAGUGCUGAGGACAAUUUCAGGACCCACAACCUUACUAUUCGAGGAAAUGAGGAAUCCUCUUUUUGGCUCCCCCUGUAUGGAAACAUGUGUUGCCGUUUAGUUGCUCAGCCUGCCUGCAUGACUAGGGAUAUGAUGGCAGGAUUUCUUAAUCAGCAGCAAAUGAUAGGAAGUCUAACUAGCUGGAGGAGGCUGUAUUGUGUACUAAGAGGUGGAAAGCUCUUUUGUUAUUACUCACCAGAAGAAACUGAGGCUAAACUGGAGCCAGCAUUGACAGUUUCCAUCAACAAGGAAACCAGAAUUCGAGCCGUGGGUAAGGACUCCAAGAGAAGAACUAAUAACUUCUCUGUUAUCAACCCCGUGUCUGGAGAGGCUGUGAUGCAAUGUUUUGCUACUGACAGUAGGGACGAACUUCAUAAGUGGAUGGAGGCUUUCUGGCAGCACUUCUAUGAUCUGAGCCAGUGGAAACAUUGUUGUGAAGAACUUAUGAAAAUUGAGAUUAUGUCACCACGGAAACCACCUUUGUUCUUGACAAAAGAAGCAACCUCCGUCUACCAUGAUAUGAACAUUGAUUCUCCAGUGAAACAUGAGGGCUUAGCUGAUAUCAUACAAAGGAAAAUCGAAGAGAGUGAUGGUGAGUACCUGCUUGGCCAGCAAAAAGAGUCUGCAUCUUCCCUCUUGGCUUCGCUCUUUGAUGGAUCUCGUGAGAUGGUUGUUCAGAAGAACAUACAUCUGGGCCCCAAAAAAGAUACUACAAGUCCUAACAACAGCAGGGGAAAGAAAAGAAGAGCUCCACCUCCACCCUCCGAUAAGUCACCAUACAGUGCAAAGGCAGAGGUGAACACAGAGCAGCUGGGCAAGGAGAACUGGGAGAAGUCUGACUGUGCAUCUGCCAGUGGUUCUGCCUUUGACUCAGAGGUCCCUGUGAAAACACACCCGAUGCAGGCGCCCGUUGCUGCUCCUCGCAGAAUGGGUCCCUGCAGAAAAAGCAGCUCAGGUGGCCAUGGGAACCCCAGUUCACUGGCUAACAGGGCUGAGCCUGAAAGCAAACCAGUACCACUCCCCAGGCAGACAUGCAGCAUAGGAAUGCUGGACCCUAGAGCGUGGCCGCAGCCAUAG